AUUCAGAAAAAAGAUGGAUUUAUCUUUACUUGAUUCAGAGGAAACAGAAAAAAUGGUCAACUAUCUACGAAGCAAAAAGCACCCUGUAUACGAUGGUUGCAUGUUUCCGAAAUUUCCGACGUUAUUAGAUGGCCCUGAACAACAUAUGGAGGCGAUCCGGAACUUCGACUCUAAAGAAACAGAUAUACUACUGUGUACAUUUCCUAAAUCAGGCACAAACUGGGUAUAUGAAACCGUGUCGAUGAUCCUUCAAGGAGACAGCCAAUACACUCAAGACACUAAAGUCAACAGAAUGAUGGAAACUAUUAAUCUAGACCAGCUGAGCGAUCAACCCUCCCCACGUUUUAUCAAUACCCAUGUCGCAUUUCGUCACAUCCCGAAGAAGCAUGUCGAUAACGGCUACAAAAUUAUCCACGUAUUAAGAAACCCGAAAGAUGUAAUGGUGUCGCUAUACAACCACUGUAGAAAUGACCCAUGUGCCGUAUGUAUAGAGGAAGACUUCCCCGGGAAAUGGGACGACUUUAUACAGGAUAUGUGUGAGAACAAACACAAUUUUUAUGGAGGUUUCUUCAACUACGAACGAGAAUGGGAGAAGGCUAAACAGACGAAGGCGGUAACAAAUGUUCAUACUGUGUUCUACGAAGAUUUGAAGAAGAAUCCAGUUGCAGAAGUGGAACGUCUUGCAGCCUUUUUGAACAAAGAAUUAAGCCCCCAACUUAUGGAAGACAUUGCCGACAAAUGUUCAUUUACCAAACUUGCAGAGGCCACCAGGUCCGGCCAAAAGGGGGAAGAUAUGGUGGCCAAAUUUUCUGAGAACAAAACAAACUUCAUAUUCAGAAAAGGUACAGUAGGAGACUGGAAAAACUGGUUCACCGUCGCUCAGAAUGAAAUGUUCGACCAACUGCUGGACAGGGAGCUGAAAGAUUCGAACUUACAGUUUACAUAUACAUUGUAA
This is a messenger RNA of Ylistrum balloti, 955 nucleotides long. RefSeq names its product sulfotransferase 1B1-like. The record is from RefSeq and is a predicted model, not a curated record. NCBI's taxonomy places the organism in Eukaryota, Metazoa, Mollusca, Bivalvia, Pectinida, Pectinidae. The transcript has 6 exons. Gene Ontology annotation, biological process: sulfation. Gene Ontology annotation, cellular component: cytoplasm. The coding region runs from base 14 to 955 and encodes 313 amino acids. Gene Ontology annotation, molecular function: sulfotransferase activity.